GAAACACACAAAAUAAAAUAAAAAAAAGUCAAAUACUACACACGAAUACAACAUGAAACGAGAAUAAAAUAAGCAAAACGGAAAAUCGCAUCGCAUCGGCACAGACCGCACUUCAUACACAUUUUCUAUUUGAAGGCAUCGCGACGGACGUCGUGAACAUUUUUGAUUUAAUUCUCAAAUAGGAGAUUCAUCGUGUGUUCACAUUAUUUCUUCAAUUUUGAUAAUCAAAGACGGAUUUUCAUUUCAAUAAAUUGUGUUUGGUGUAAUUUAAAACAACUAAAGUGCUGGACCAUAGUAGAAUGAUGUAAAUUGAUCGGAAAAUGUGUGCACGAAAAGGGAAAAAGUAAAUCGUUUUUGUUGUGAUUAUUACGUGAAUUUUAGGACUUUUGUUUUGUGCGACUCUGUGCCAAAAUUGAAGACGUGGGAUGAGUUUGAUUUAAAAAUCGUUUGAAAGUAGUGAGUACAGUCUUUCAACACGCUCAAAAAAAUAUAAAGAUUUUAGGGUGCUAAGAUGCUGAUUUUGUGUAUCUAUCAUGGAAUAAAUGUAACUUAUUUUUGGCAAUAAUUUAUUAUACAACCAACCAUGCAUACGUAACAUUUCAUCGUUCGUAAUAUUCGUUUCAUUGUAAGAAACUUGGCGUAAAUUAAAGACCAAACAAUUAAGCUGUUCGAAGACUAAAUUCAUGUAUGGUCCGUGCAAACAUUAAAAAUAUUUGCAAGACCAUUUAAAAUGGAACUAUUGAUUGACAGAGAAAAAACUACGUCAAUCCAACUGCACCAAGUUCCGAAGUUUCAUUUUUAUGUUAGUCAACUUAUCAGUUGAUUUUUUUCCGCAUCACAACUGACUUAAUAGGAUGAUUACAAACAACGUGAAAAUCAUAACAUGUAAACUUACAUCCAACCACGACUGUGAAACCAAAUGCGAUGCCAAGAUGUGCCACACCGAAAAUUAACUUUUAUUUGUACAUAAUAAUUCAACGUAAGCUUAUUGGAACGGAGAUCGUACUACCUUAAUUUUGUUUUUAAAGAAAGAAGAAAGAUAAGCUAAGUAGCGAGGUCGACACUUUUUUCCAUUACACAUACAACACAGCAGUCAAUAAAACGACGAAAAGCAGAAGUUAUAUUCAGCUGUGGUCCGGAUCACACAGCCAUUAUCUUGACGUCCAGAAAGGCAUGUUUAUUCCCGGAUCAGGACAAAGCUGCAUGAUUGAGACGGACGUAUCUUCAUACCUACAGACACCAUCGUCAGGACAGGUGCUUGUGCUCUUCUGCUACCAACCAGCCGAAAUCCAUAUCAUAUGAUGAAUUUCAUCCAUUCAUCGAAGCACUGCUACCAUUUGUCAAAUCGUUCUCGUACACAUGGUUCAACCUACAGGCGGCUAAACGGAAAUACUACAAAAAGCACGAAAAGCGAAUGUCGUUGGAGGAGGAACGGCAUUGCAAAGAUGAAUUACAGAACGAAAAGGCGGAAGUAAAACAAAAAUGGGCUUCGAGACUGUUGGGAAAACUACGGAAAGACAUCACACAAGAAUGUCGUGAAGAUUUUGUGCAGAGCAUAACUGGAAAACGGCAAUCCAUAUGUGUCUUAUCAAAUCCAGAUCAAAAGGGUAAAAUGAGACGAAUCGACUGUUUACGGCAAGCAGACAAGGUUUGGCGACUAGACUUGGUUAUGGUUAUUCUAUUUAAAGCAAUACCUUUGGAGAGUACAGAUGGUGAACGGUUAGAAAAAAAUCCGGAUUGUUCACAGCCUGGGCUCUGCGUUAAUCCGUAUCACAUAAAUGUUUCCGUUCGAGAACUCGAUCUGUAUCUUGCAAACUUUAUAAACACGCACGAUGGUGAUUCUAUGACACUAUUCUCAGAUACCUUAAGCCCGCCGUUGUACAAUAACAGAAAAGACGAUGAACGAAAGAACAAAGGAUACACUCACAAUCCUUACAAUGGAGUCGUGUGUAAUGAUAUAAUCCUCGCUACCGGAUGCUUUUCCUCAAAAGAACUGUGGAAAUUAUCAAAAGCUUCAAUUCUAGACGAAUCUGGUGAUAUGCAGAGUAAUUCGGGUACAAUAAAAAUGGAAAAUGCCGGUUCGGCCUAUUAUUGCAAUAGUUAUCCGUUGACGUCUGCUUCAUCUGGAAUUAUUACUGACCGUCCUACAGUCGGCUCUAUGGUGGUAUCGAGUAAUUACAUUGAUCUCGUAGAUCCUCGGACAAUGCAUCUAUCUAGCUCUCCACUGCUUCGUGGGCAAAUUAAAUCAGAUUCAUGUCCAUCACCCCCAGACUCAGGCAGUGGGUUUUCGGUAAUUUUGCGGCCUGGAGAACUGAAUAAUCCGGGUCAAGACACUUUGUCCUUGCAAAGAUACUCAUCCCAUCCAGCAACGAGAUUAGUUUCGCGAUCUGAUGAUGUGCUUAUGCAACAGCACUCUAGCUUGUCAUCGCAAACUGUGAGUCCGAAUACUGUGCUAUAUCAGCAGAGUCCCACUGGCGACUAUUCACAGACAUCACAAGCCACAGAGCAACAAUCACAGCAACAGCAACAACAGCAGCAGCAACAACAACAUCACACCCAUUCCCAUCAUCAUAAUCCUAAAUACACCGAUACUGUAAAUGGUCACGAUACGCUCUCCGAUUUCGUAACAUUCGUAUGCCAAGAAGCUGACAACGGUCCACAGAACUCACAAAACUUGUAUGCAUUACAGGUGCAGCCUGGCCUGUCACGAAGUCCAAAAUCUCAAUAUCCACAAUAUAGUACAAUGCUUCCACCACCUCCGUUACCUCCAAUGGCUCGACCAGUGGCUAUCAUUCGCUCAACUACCGAUUUAACAACAAUGGUAAACUCGCCUGCGUCAUCCAUAACACCACCAUCCGGUUCAGCAAUGUCUUCCCCGCACCAAGAACAUGCUAGCGAUCCGAAUAGUAUGAGUCAACCUGGAAGUGAAAUGAAUACAUCACCACCGAUGAGUCCGCAAGCCCAGAUGGUUGUUAAUCGAAAAUCGUUGACAAGGAUUUCGAGCCCGUAUUCGACGGGCCGGGAGUAUACAUUUAAUCAUUUCCAUACGCAACCUGCUCAGUUAUUUAGUUACUCUAGCUCAACCAUGUCCGGUGUCAUAAGUCCAACAAAUUUAAGUUUAUACUCAUCUCCUGUUACCACAUCUCGUACAACGCCGCGGUCGAGGUGGAACCCACCAUUUAUACUCGAGGACGAUUUUAACAACAUGAUUACACAUCCUGUGUCCAACAAUUACCCAGACACAAGUUCCGUAAUUCUAAUGGAAGAAGAUAGAUAUUUCCACCAAAACAGCGCACCACAGGACACCACAAUGGACAUUUCCCAUGGAAUUGUAUCACGUGACCACGUAUCCGUAAUAAAUCCGGAAAGUGGAACAUUAGCCAAUAAGUCAUCGGAUAAUUUAAUCAUUUCAUGUAAAUCGGAGGUUCUGUAAUCUUUGUGUUGGACAAAUUCAUAGAGAAAAAGGUUGUGUGAUUUUCUUUCGUUCGUUUUCCUCUCCCGCCCAUUUUACUAAACUUAUUAUAUUGUAAAGCGACGAUAACAGCAGAUCCAUGGAAAAUGGAAACCGAUUGUAAAUUUCGUGUAAAUUAUAUAAAUUAAUUCGAACGGAGUACACUCUAAUUUAGAUGAAAUUCGAUGUGAUCGAAUUACA
Bradysia coprophila is the source of this 3652-nucleotide messenger RNA. It is a transcript of the gene NfI, whose product is annotated as Nuclear factor I. Gene Ontology annotation, cellular component: nucleus. The record is from RefSeq and is a predicted model, not a curated record. Gene Ontology annotation, molecular function: DNA-binding transcription factor activity, RNA polymerase II-specific; RNA polymerase II cis-regulatory region sequence-specific DNA binding. NCBI's taxonomy places the organism in Eukaryota, Metazoa, Arthropoda, Insecta, Diptera, Sciaridae. Gene Ontology annotation, biological process: regulation of transcription by RNA polymerase II.